Molecule: messenger RNA, 3904 nt
Organism: Arachis stenosperma
Lineage: Eukaryota; Viridiplantae; Streptophyta; Magnoliopsida; Fabales; Fabaceae
Exons: 2
Coding region: 445-3021 (858 amino acids)
Source: RefSeq, a predicted model, not a curated record
CACAUGUACAUGUGCUGUAAGCCAAUAAUGCCCCCAUAGGGGACUCACGGAGUUAUUUAACCUAAAUAUUUAGACCCAGAUCCAAGCUAGAACUAACCCGAUUUCACUGACCCACGAACACCGCCGCUUUCUAUUUUACUCAGAAAAAAGAACAGCUAAGAAAUCCCUACCCUACCCUCCGUCUCCUCCAAAACUACAUCUCCCACUCUUAUUUGGUCUGCUCCGCUCUGCAUCUGCUCUGCUGCUUCCGCUGCCUCCGCAAGGGUUUAGUAGACUGUGAGGAGCAUAGCUAUUUUUGGAGGCUGGUGGGCUUUUGGAAGAUUUCUUUCCUUUAUGGAUUUAAUGUUGGUCUGCCUGGUCUUAGGGCAGUUAAAUUAAAUUCAAAUCCUUUGUUAUUGCUCUUGGCUGUAGAACCUGCGUUUAGGUUUCAAUCUUGUACUACCGAUGGACUGCAAUAAAGAAGAGGCCAUGAGGGCCAAGGAUAUUGCUCAAAUGAAGAUGAAAAACAGGGAUUUUACAGGGGCCCGCAAAUUUGCUCUUAAGGCUCAAAAGUUAUAUCCUCAUCUGGAGAAUCUAGCUCAAAUGAUAAGUGUAUGUGAUGUCCACUGCUCUGCCGAGCAGAAAUUGUUUGGCAAUGAGAUGGAUUGGUAUGGAAUUCUUCAACUUGAGCAGACAGCUAGUGAUGAAACAAUUAAGAAGCACUACAGGAAAUUUGCCCUCCUACUUCAUCCUGACAAAAACAAUUUUGUUGGUGCAGAAGCUGCUUUUAAGCUGAUUGGGGAAGCUCAAAGGGUGCUCUUAGACAAAGAUAAACGAUAUCAGCAUGACAUGAAACGUGGAGUUCCAGUCAACAAAACUGCUUCAUCAUGUCAUAAUCAGCAGAAGGCUUAUACAAAUUCUAAUUCUUCGGUGAAAACAAAUGUCAGACACAAUUUUACAAACUCAAGUCAUCGUCAGCAGCAAUCCAGGCAGACAGCACAGCAGGGACCAAACAAUAGCCGCCAAACCUUUUGGACUAGCUGUCCAUUUUGCAAAGUGAAGUAUCAGUAUUACAAAGAAGUUUUAAAUAAAUCUCUUCGCUGUCAAAAUUGCCACAAGCCUUUCAUUGCAUUUAAUGUGGAUAAGCAACGCACUUCACGAGCAAAUGAUUCAAGUCGGCCAGAGUCUGGACAACAUAAAGAUGAUCAGCAUCAUGGUACUUCCAAGGAAGGUCCUAGAGCUCAAGGAAAUUUGCAUUCUGAGCGGUCUAAUACAGAAACUUUUGAGAAAAAGGGCUCUGCUAACGUCUCUGGAAAGACCAAUGGAAAUAAAAAGAGGAAGCAGAUGGAGGAGUCAAGUGAAAGUCAUAGUGAAAUUCAUGACGAGGUCAGAGGAAAACAAGCAGCGGGAGGCUCUAAGGAGAUGGAUGAAAAUUCAGAGCAUUCUUAUCCAGAUUUAACCUCCAAAGCAAAAUAUCAUCCAAAUGUUUACUUAUAUCCUGAUGCAGAGUUCAAUGACUUUGACAUGUUCAAGAGAAAAGGAUGUUUUGUUGCUGGGCAGAUUUGGGCUAUUUAUGAUACAGCAGAUGGCAUGCCUAGAUUCUAUGCUUUAAUCAGAAAUGUUCUCUCUCCUGGAUUCAAGAUCAAGAUAAUGUGGUUUGAGCCACAUCCAGAUGACAAUGAUGAAAUCAACUGGGUAAAUGAGGAUUUGCCUGUAGCUUGUGGUAAGUAUAAACCUGGUAGAACUGACAUCACUGAAGAUCAUUUGAUGUUCUCUUAUAUGGUUUCUUUUGAAAACAUUUGCGGCAAUACUUUUAAAGUGUAUCCUAGAAAGGGAGAAAUUUGGGCUCUAUAUAAAAAUUGGGAUAUCAAAUGGUACAUGGAUGUUGAAUCACAUCAGCAGUAUGAAUUUGAGCUUGUUGAAAUUUUGUCAGAUUAUGCUGACGGUGUUGGUUUAUUUGUUGCAUAUUUGUUUAAGUUGAAAGGUUUUGUAAGUCUCUUCUGUCGAAGUAUGAAGGCAAGUAACUGCUCACUUCAAAUUCCGCCAGCAGAGCUAUACAGAUUCUCUCACAGGGUUCCAUCUUUCAAGAUGAACGGUGAAAAAGGUGUAAAUGUUCCUAAAGGAACUUAUGAACUUGAUCCUGCAUGUUUGCCGAUGAACAUUGAAGAGAUUGAUGCUCCAGAAGGUUUGGAUAUGGAGAUUGGUCAUAGUUCAUAUGGAAGUGAGAAUACAACACCUUUGAUGACAUCUGAGGAUGUAUCUGCAGGUAAGGUUAAUUUGGAAAGAAUCAAUUUGAUGAAGGAAACUAAGGAUUCUGUUAAUUAUUCGGUCAACCCUCGUGCUCCCAUAGCUUCUACCUCAGAAGCUAUUGAAGUCCCGGAGUCUUUGUUGUUUGAUUUUGAAGCUGGGAGGUCUUUUGAAAAGUUUCAUGUCGGUCAGAUUUGGGCAUUUUACAGUGACGAGGAUGGAUUGCCGAAGUACUAUGGUCAGAUUAUUAAGAUCAAGACUAGCCCAGAUGUGGAAUUGAAUGUUACUUGGCUUACUUGCUGCUGGCUUCCAGAAAUUACUAUUAGAUGGGAAGAUGAAGACAUGCUUAUUUCCUGUGGCAGAUUUAAAAUUAAUCACACAGUUCAACAGAGUGUUUACAGCAAUACCUCUUCUAUUUCCCAUCUUGUGCAUGCUGAUCCUGUUGGCGAGGGCGAAUAUUAUGCCAUCUUCCCAAGUAAAGGUGAAGUUUGGGCCAUAUAUAAAACAUGGUCAAGUAAAAUCAAAUGUUCUGACUUGAAAAAUUGUGUGUAUGACAUAGUGGAAGUUCUUGGGGGAAACGAUUUGUGGACAGAAGUUCGAGUUUUGGAGUUAGUCAGUGGUUUCAGUUCAGUUUUCAGGAGCCAAUCAACUGUAGAAUUGAGAAUCCCGAGAGAAGAAUUGCUCAGGCUCUCUCACCAAAUCCCAGCUUUCAAACUGACAGAAGAGCAUGGCAAUUUGAGAGGCUUUUGGCAAGUUGAUCCAGGGGCUCUACCAAGCCACUUCAGCUCAAAAUAGAAAGGAGCUACGAAAUAGUUCUAUUGUGUUCAUAAAUCAAUGUAUAGCCUGACAUCAUAGGCAAUUUUGCAGACCAUACUUUUUGUAACUAGAAGAAACUAAUCCUAGUGCGAGUGAAUGCAGUUUGUUGAUAUAUCAGCACUAUAGGUGUAAUAUUGGUCUUGUUUCGGCUACUCUCGAAGGAAGUUUGCAAGAUGAAAACUGGAUUGACCGGUUUAACCGGGAACCAGUCUUUUGGCCGGUCUGGUUGACUUUCCAAAUUGUCUUGCAAAAAAUCGGUUGAACUGGUAAACCGGUUAAAUUCAGCCGAUUUUUCGAAGGGAUGGUUCACUCUUCUUGCAAUCAAAACGGUGUCGUCGUUUAAAAAAAAAUACAGAACACGAGCAACCCCCACCCUUUUCUCUCGCUCUCACUCAGGCAAGAAAAAGCCUAAUCUGUCCCUCUCUUCAAAGAGCAGCCACCAUCCCACUUCAGAGCUCAAACUUAUUGCCGAACCUUCUCUCUCUGUAUGAGUCUUAUUUGUCGCUGCUUCUCCGCUCCUUGCUAUGGGUCUCGACGCUUCUCCGCUCUUUGCCAUGGGUCGUUGCCACUUCUCGCCUUCUCGCUAUGCGUCGUUGUUGCUUCUCCCCUCCUCGCUGUUUUUGGUUGUUGCCCCUUCUUUGCUCCCUGCCAGUCUUGUCGCUGUCUUUCCGCUCUGCACCGUGUCUCUUCGUUGUUGCCUCUCUGCUUCGCGUGGUGUCUAGCAGUCACUGAUGUUCUGCCCUCCGUCGAGUCUCAACCUCUCUCACUUUUUAUAGUUUAUUUCUAUGGCCAAAAUAUUUAAAUUUUCAACCCUCUAGUCUCAAUUUCUAACUCUCUCCAACUCUAUUCCUUUGAAACUUGA